AAACGGCAGACGUAGAAUAGUCAAAUUCGGACAGCUAUGGAAGCUUCUCACCUUCCUCGAGCCCCACGAACCCCGCGAAGGUCUUCCCUGCGACACAGAGAUUGACCCACCAUCUCAUGGCCAUCCUUCGUGGCGAAGAUUCAUGAUGAACGGGGAGAUCCUAGGCAAUAAGAUCAGUUAGAGAGAGAAAGAGAGAGAGAGAGGGAUGGAGAUGGAGAGCCAGAAGCUCAUGGAGGCGGUCCAGAACGGCGACGUCUCGGCCGCCGUGGACCUCCUCGACCAAGACCCUCUCCUCCUCGACAGGAUCAUCGUCCUCGGCGUCUCCGACACGCCCCUCCACGCGGCCUCCGUGCUCGGCCACGCCGACCUCGUCCGGGAGCUGCUGCGCCGCGCCCCCCGGCUCGCCUCCGAGCAGGACUCCCGGGGCAACUCGCCGCUCCACCUGGCCGCCGGCAAGGGCCACGGCGAGAUCGUGGGCGAGCUCCUGUCGGCCGACCCGGCGGCGGCGUCGGCGCGGAACCUCGACGGGCGGGCGCCGAUCCACGUGGCGGCGAUCAAGGGCCGGGUCGACGCGGUGGGACGGAUGGUCGGGGCCGUCGGGGCCGGGGCGGCUCGCGAGGUGACCGACCGGGGCGAGACGGCGCUGCACUUGGCGGUGGCGAACGGGAAGACGGAGGUGGUGAGGGCGGUGGUCGGGGCGGUGGGCGGAAGUGACAGGGCGGAGCUGGUGAAUUGGAAGGACUGCGACGGGAAUAGCGUCUUGCACAUCGCCGUCGCCAAGAAGCAAAUUGAGACCAUUAAAUUCUUGCUUGCCAUCCCGGGAGUGAACAUAAACCUGAUCAACAAGAUUGGCUCAACCCCACUAGAUGUGCUUAAGCAGUCUCCAAGAGACCUCCAGGACAUGGAAAUCGAAGACUCUCUUCUAAAUGAGGGAGCUUUGAGAUCCAAGUCGAUCUACCCAUUUGACCGUGACUCAGAACAGAUACAGCUUCCUCAGCUUUCGCGCGAAGCGCCAACCUCUCCAUUACUCGUCUCAGAAAAAAGCCCUUCGAAGAAUAAACUGCCGGCAAGGAAAAGGGCAAAUGAGAUCAGCCAACAUAGAUCCUCCCUUAUGGUGGUUGCGUCGCUGAUUGCCACUGUGGCCUUCCAGGCUGCCAUCACCCCUCCAGGCGGUGUGUGGCAGAGUGAUUACACUGUCGACGAGAAUGGCAACCCCGUGAAGGAGCCUCAUAAUGCAGGGACUUCUAUAAUGGCCCACAACCAAAGAAAAGAGUACGGGCUCUUCUUCAUCUUCAACACCUUGGCCUUCCUCUCGUCCCUGAGCAUCAUCCUCCUGCUGGUGAGCGGGCUCCCCAUAAAGCGGCGCCGCUGGAUGUGGGUGCAAAUGGUGACCAUGUGGAUCGCCAUGACUGCGCAGGUGAUCACCUACUUCAUCGCGCUGAGGCACAUGACACUGGACAAAAGCGAAUCCGAUGUUCUCCCGGUGCUGAAGGACGUGACUGAGGUUGCAGUGCUUGCCUGGUUCUGCCUUAUGGGGGUGGUGUUCGUAGGGAACCUUGGGAGGGUGUGCCUGUAUUACCUGAGGAAGAAGGGUUAUAUCAAGAAGAAGAAGAAGAGAGCGGAGGAGGCAAGGGCUUUACCGGCCGAUGCGGAUGAAGAGGAAGGGCUGUGAAACUGAGCGAGUUAUAUUCAUAAAGAUGUACAUAGUGAGUAAUUCUGAAAUUUUUAUCUGAAUCUUUGGUGUCCAUAUGAUUCAAAAGGAAUCAUGUAGAAUAAUUUUUUUCUCUUCUGUGUCUUCUUCAAAAGUUUCCACUUCUGCAUUGUUUGUUGGUUAUACUUUUAUCAUCUCAUACUAAGAUAGAAAAUUUUGAAACUUUGCUCAACAGCUAUUGAAUUUACAAUGUCAAUCUGCUUGCAAUUUC
Molecule: messenger RNA, 1922 nt
Organism: Eucalyptus grandis
Lineage: Eukaryota; Viridiplantae; Streptophyta; Magnoliopsida; Myrtales; Myrtaceae
Product: ankyrin repeat-containing protein At5g02620
Exons: 3
Coding region: 206-1672 (488 amino acids)
Cellular component (GO): plasma membrane
Molecular function (GO): protein phosphatase regulator activity; protein phosphatase 1 binding
Source: RefSeq, a predicted model, not a curated record